UUCGCCUAACUAAUUUUGUUGAUUAGCCACGCAUAAUUCCUGCCGUUUGUUUCAUUUCAUCCUAAAAAUUUGAAUUUUUUUUCUAGUAUAUGUGCUUUCGAAUUUCUAAUUCAAGAUUUUAGUGCUUAAUUGUGUGAUGGAGUAACGUGUCUCUGGUGUUAAGAUGAAUUUUGAAUUUCAGAGGUAUAUUCCUUGGUUUGGAUCCCAUCCAAACAAGGAUAUAUCUUCGCCUAUCACGGGUACCAGUACCCUGAUAGAUGCACCUAAUAAGAAGGGUAACGAGUCCAGAUUCUGGGAAUGGUCUCUUUUUACAUUUAUUCCUUGGGCUAUGAGAGCCACAGAUAAAAUUCAGCUGCCGGCAACUGUCAAUAAGGGGCUGAAAAAACGUGGACAGCCUCGUGCAGACAUUGAAUCUUUCACGGAGUAUUCUAGCAUAAGGUUCAGGCCUUAUGUUUCAAGGGUUCCAUGGCAUACAGGUCCAAGAGGUUUUCUCUCUCAAUUAUUUCCACGAUACGGGAAUUACUGUGGGCCCAACUGGUCGAGUGGGAAAGAUAGCGGAUCGCCUAUCUGGGACAAAAGGCCAAUUGAUUGGUUGGACUUCUGCUGCUACUGCCACGACAUAGGAUACGACAGUCAUGAUCAGGCCGAGCUUCUCAAGGCAGACCUGGCAUUCUUAGAGUGCUUGGAGAGGCCGAAUAUGAGCACGAAAGGAGAUCCUCGCGUGGCCUAUCUGUACAAGUUUAUGUGCAUUUCAGGGCUUAGGAGUGUAUUAAUACCUUACAGACAGCAGCUUGUGAAGUUGCAGACUGGGAAGCAAUUCCUUCCUCCAAUGUGGCUCAGCAAAAAUAUGAAAUGGAAAGGUUGGAAAUUAGAUUAAUGGGUUGAUUUAGUGUCUGUACAUGCUUCAUAGAAACUCUUUUUUAGAAUCCAAUGAUCUAUUCGUGUAAAUAAUGUACUAUAUUAUUCACUCUGUACUUGAGCAGUUACUACUAAAUUUGUAAAUAUUGCAUGACUA
Messenger RNA from Salvia splendens (bonfire salvia), 1015 nucleotides. Its product is annotated as Phospholipase A2 family protein. The record is from RefSeq and is a predicted model, not a curated record. Gene Ontology annotation, biological process: arachidonate secretion; phospholipid metabolic process. NCBI's taxonomy places the organism in Eukaryota, Viridiplantae, Streptophyta, Magnoliopsida, Lamiales, Lamiaceae. The transcript is spliced from 3 exons. Gene Ontology annotation, molecular function: A2-type glycerophospholipase activity. The coding region runs from base 164 to 877 and encodes 237 amino acids.